Kwoniella shivajii is the source of this 1788-nucleotide messenger RNA. RefSeq lists its product as uncharacterized. NCBI's taxonomy places the organism in Eukaryota, Fungi, Basidiomycota, Tremellomycetes, Tremellales, Cryptococcaceae. Gene Ontology annotation, molecular function: CoA-ligase activity. The coding region runs from base 1 to 1788 and encodes 595 amino acids. The transcript has 8 exons. The record is from RefSeq and is a predicted model, not a curated record. Gene Ontology annotation, biological process: secondary metabolic process.
AUGACAUCGAUCACUUCGUCUCAACCUCGUCCAGAUCAACUGUACACAUCUGAAAUACCGGCACCCUAUCUUCCCAGAGUAUCAGUCUUUCAUUACCUAUUCCCAUUUAAGAAGUACAAAUCAAAACAUCGUUCGAGAUUCUUAUAUUAUCCAGAUCCGAAUCUUGAGAAACCAAGUUUUAUAGAUGGUUUGACGGGAAGAUUCGUUACUAGGGGUCAGGUUGAGGAACAAGCGAAACAAUUAGCUACGGGUUUAAAGAUGAAGGGAAUUGAAAGAGAACAAGUGGGUUGUAUAUUCGGUAUGAACAGUUUAGAAUGGGUAAACGCAAAUUUCGGUUGUCAGGCUUUGGGCGCUGUUGUCAGUCCUGCUAAUUAUGCUUAUACCCCUGAUGAACUUCUUCACCAAAUGAGAGAUUCGACAGCCUCAUUCGCUUUCGUCCAACCUGCUUUACUGCCCACUUUCCUGAAAGCUAUCGAACUCGAUCCCAAAUACACUAUACCUGACAAUCGGAUAUUCCUCUUGUGCACGAAAAGCGAGAAAGAGGCUUUGAUCCAAAAAGGAGGCAAUGAGGCCGAAUGGAUGAGCAGAUUCUUGUGUUCUGAAGAAGUUUGGGAGAAGGCAGGAACUCCAAAAAGGUUCCAAGAUGGUAUGGAAGAAAGAACUGCUUAUUUGUGUUAUUCAAGUGGAACCACUGGGAAAGGUAAAGGUGUAGAGACGAGUCAUCAUAACAUGACAAGUCAAGUACAAGCCCUAAAUUGUUCUUAUGAACCUAUCAAAUACAAAGAUGUUAUUUUGGCUAUGCUUCCUUUCAGUCAUAUCUACGGUUUGACAGUGACACUACAUCACCCUCUCACUGUUAACGGCACAGUGGUGAUCCUCCCUCGAUUUGAUGAGAUUGCGUUUCUCAAGGCCGUGGAGAAAUUCAAAGUCACUUGGGCAUUAGUGGUACCACCCAUGUUAAUCGCACUGAUACACUCAGCCAACGUAGCAAAAUAUGAUAUAUCGUCCAUUCGAGGAUUCAUGUCUGGAGCAGCACCACUAUCCUCGGAUCUGAUCAAAGUCUUCGAAUCCAAGUUUUCUCAUAUCAAACUUACCCAAGGAUAUGGAUUGACUGAAACUACACCUGUAUCUCACGUGAUGAACCUGGCUGAAGCGCCAGGAAGAGAUGGAAAAAUUGGUAGGGUAAUCCCCACGUAUCAAGCCAGAUUAGUGGAUCAAGAUACAGGAAAAGAUGUUGAAAAAGGUGAAAGAGGCGAAUUAUGGUUAAGGGGUCCAAGUGUUAUGAAAGGAUAUUGGAAAAAUCCAUCUGCAACAGAUGGUGUUUUCGCUAAAGGCGGUUGGUUCAAGACUGGGGAUGUUGCAACCAUAGACAAUGAAGGUUAUUUCUCCAUUGUAGACAGAGUCAAGGAAUUGAUCAAAUAUAAAGGAUUCCAAGUCCCACCUGCCGAACUGGAAGCUUUAUUACUUACUCAUCCUGAAGUAACGGAUUCAGGAGUCAUUGGGAUUUAUUCAAAGGAUCAAGCAACCGAAUUACCUAGAGCGUAUGUAGUCCCAAAAGGAGGUCUAGCAGCUUUACCCUCCGCUCAGGCGAAGGAGGAAUUCUCUCGAAAGGUUCAGGAAUGGGUUGCCGAAAAAGUAGCUAAUCAUAAGCGACUUCGAGGCGGAGUGAUUUUGGUGGAUAUCAUUCCUAAAUCCCCAAGUGGAAAGAUAUUAAGGAAAGAUUUGAGAGCUAGAGCUGUACAGGAAGAAGAGGAGAAAGGUCAACGGGGGCGAGUUGCUAAACUGUAG